CACGUAUCCUGCAGAAGCAAACGAUAUCUCGACUGAUGGAGGCCUGCAGACGAGGAGGAACAUAAUGUUUUAUUCGGGGAUGUCAACUUGCCCGAAAGGGUCUGGGAUGGUCUGGCAAUCGUUCCAUGCACUGCCAAUGAAGUGACACGAUGUUUUCAGCCACCCACUCCACUUUAUGAGGAAGGGGCUCUGCGUAGCCAAUCGAGGGAAUAACGGAACACAGCACACAGCUGACGGUGGGACUCGAGCUCAGCGCCGAUGGUAAACAAACGCUCGCAUGUGUUGUCGGGACUGCUGCUGCAGAGACCUGGAGAAAAAGCCUCAGCUUCGGGGAAGUAGGAUGCGAAAUGGAGAACUGAAGGCAGGUGGACGCGAGAUGAAAAACAGCACACCAAUGCUCACAAUUCAUCCGCUUGAGAAAGGAAGGAUCGCUGGUCAGACGCAUAUGAUCAUCAUCGGGGCGAUGUUUUACUGUAGUUUGAUGACGUUGUAUCAGUGUGUUGUUGUUUCGAGUGAGUGACGUUUCUAGGAUUGGUUUGUGUUUUUUUGAGACCCCGGUGCUUGUGUGGUCUUCGCUCAUCUUGUGAAGAUGUCCUUCGUGAUGGAGGAUAAUUUGGAGUCUGGGUGGGUGGCCGUUCGGCCCAAUGUGUUUGAGGAAAAGGAAAAACACAAAUUUGUUUUCAUCGUCGCGUGGAAUGAGGUGGAGGGUAAAUUCGCCAUCACAUGUCACAACAGGACGGCGCAGAGGAGAAGCUUCGGCAGGGACUCCUUCGUGGACCUCACGGGCCAGGAGGAGAAAACAAAAUGGCCCAAAAGUCCAGUUAAAGAUAAAGCUGCCAGAAGCCCUGGCAAAGGAGCGAUGGUACCCGUGGUUAAAAGCCUCCAAACUAAAUCUCCAUCAAAUUCGAGCCUGUGCAAAACCCCUCAUGCGAUCAAAGCGGUUAUGUCCCCAAUUAGUACGGACAGUGAUGUGUUGGAAGCGCUUAAAGAAGACUCCCUCUCCCCCCUCGUUGAGCAUUUAGAUCUGGAAGUGUUUGACAGUUUGAGCAAAGAAGACUGUAGCUGGGCCGGCCUAUUUUCCUUCCAAGAUCUGCGUACCAUUCACAUACAGUUGUGCUCCGUGAACUCUGAUCUUGAGCCCUGCCUCCCCAUCUUCCCGGAGGAGCCAGCGGUGAUGUGGGCCGUUCUGUUUGGCACGUCUGAGGUCCCCGAGGUGGAGAUGGAUGAACUGUGUUACCGACUACACAUGUACCUGGGACAUGCCCUCGACACAUGCGGGUGGAAAAUAUUGUCCCAGGUCGUGUUUACGGAAAACGACGACCCAGACGAGUACUACGAGAGCUUGAGUGAACUGAGGCAAUCCGGCUACGAGGAAGCGGUUAACCGUACAAGAAAACACCUAAAUGAGCUACUGGAGCAACACAGGAGCAUGGAGUGUAUGGUGGAGCUGUUGGCCGUCUACGAAGAGGAGGACCAGGCCUACGGAAACCUUCUGGAGGGCUGUACACAGCUGUACCAGUACCUGCUCCAGCCCUUCAGGGACAUGAGGGAGCUGGCAAUGCUGCGCAGACAACAGAUCAAGAUUUCCAUGGAGAAUGAUUACCUUGGCCCACGGCGGGUCGAAGCUCUUAAGAAGGAGGAUUCCGAUUGGCAGAAAAAGGCUCAGGAGGCGGUACUUAACAUCCAGGAGUUCACAGUGAAAUACUUUGAGAUCACGGCCAGAGCUCAGAAGGGUGUCUAUGAGCGAAUGAGGACAGACCAGCGUAAGUUUGGGAAGGCCGCCUGGGCCGCGGCAGUGGAGCGCAUGGAGAGGGUCCGCUACUCGGUCGCCAAGGAGACGCUCCAGCUCCAGAGAGCCAGGGAGAUCUGUCUGGAGCAGAGGAAACACACGCUCAGGGAGGAGAUGCAGAGGCUGAGGAGCGGGGAGGACGCCCUGGCGCGUCUGGACCGCAUGGAGGGCCAGUAUUACGGCCUGCAGCUGCGGCUCUACGACAUCCAGGCCGAGAUCCUCCAGUGUGAGGAGCUGCUGCUCACCGCCCAGCUGGACAGCGUCCGCAGACAGAUGACCGAGCGGCAGGACGAGGUGGUGUACUAUGACACCUUUGAGUGUCCCGAGGCCAUCGGGGAGGUGGACCCGGCGGGCCGGGAGGAGCUGAGGAGGCUGCAGACCACCGCGCGGCAGCUGGAGGCCCGGAGGGGCCGCAUCAGCACCAAGCGCUCCUACCUCAAGAACAAGAGGGAGAUCUGUGUUUCCAGCCACAGUGAGAAGCAGAGGAAACGCCAAGCCAGCCAGAAGGACUCACCAUCCAAACAGCUCUCUCAGACGGAUGAUGAGGAGGAGGACGAGGACAGAAGAAACAGCCGAGUCAGUCAGGAAAGACAGACCACCCUAGACAGACUACGCACAUUCAAACAGCGGCACCCCGGUCAGGUGAUCCUGAAAUCCAUCCGGCUGCGUGGCGCCGCCCACUCCCGGCGGAGCAAGCGAGGCGGGGCGAGGGAGACGACGACGAAGGACCACCAGUGUCUCAGCACCAGCGUCCAGACGGACCCCACCCCGGGCGCUGCCCUCACCACCCAGCCCCACGCCUCCUCCUCCUCCUCCUCCCCAGCUCCCCCUCCUCCCCUGGACGUCCCCCGGCCCCUGGACCUCUCCUGCUCCCCCUGCUCCCUUCUGUCCUCCCCCACCUCCCCUGCUCCCCCCCCACCCCCACCCCCCCCACCGCCGCCUCUGCUCCAACCCAGGGACGAGCAGCCGACCCCCGGCCCGGGGGCCGGUGAGCAGGACCGGGCGGCGGGGGUCCCGGAGCGCAGCGCGUCCCCGCUGGGGCCCUUCGUCCCCCGCUUCUUUGACAGCAGCCAGCUGGUGAGCGCCAGGCAGAGGCUGAGGAAGACCCCGGAGCUGGACCCCGACAGCAGGCCAGUGAGCUCCCCCAUGGACGAGGUGCUGGCGUCGCUCAAGAGGGGCUGCUUCCACCUGAGGCGGGCCGACCAGCGCGCCCUGCCCCCCCCUCAGGACGGCGCCGAUGGCGCCGACGACGACGCCAACAGCAUCCUGGCCCAGAUCCGCAAGGGGGUGAAGCUGCGGCGCGUGCCCCGCCGAGAGAGGCGGGCGGACGGGGAGCUGCCGCCGUCCACCGACCCACUGACCCGGAGCAUCCACGAGGCGCUGCGCCGCAUCAAGGAGGCCUCGCCCGACUCCGAGUCCGACGACGACGACGACGGCGGGGGGUUCCCCUGCCCCGACUGGGAGAGCUAAGUCGGCCAGCGGCGGCGGGCGGCGGCCUUUAUUCCAUAAAAGAUGGCAGGCCCGGUAACGCUAAUGCUAACGGCGGCGCGGCACACCGCGACACACAGGGGCAGAGUACGGUUAUUAACCGGUUAUUAACGGUUAUUAAGGUACUUCCUUCUGGCAUACACACCCAUGCACAAGCAGGGCAGACAAGAGCCAAGGGUCGUUUUUUGACAAUUGUUGACCAGGACUUGAGUUCUACUGUCUUGCUUAUCAAGAUAAGAUACACACACACACACACACACACACACAUGCACACACAUACACACACGUCGGGCUGCCCGGCCCGGGGUCUGUGGUUCACUACUGGCACAACCAUCGUGAGGGUGACGGAUGUUUGUGAUCCGUUCCACUAGUUUACUGUCACCUCUGAUUGAUGUAUUUAAUCCGAACCGUACUGUACCAUGAUAAUUCAGAGUUAACGUCAUUUCAGCUGCGCCCACAGAGAACUAGGCCGGCUGUUGCCCAUUCCACACUAACCUACUGACAGUGGCAGUAAUCGAUGUUAUUGUGAGUGGCGUGAUGUUGAAACACCUCCUUUUCUUUUCACUUUUACUUUCUCUAUAACGGCGAUGAAUACAUCGCCCGGGUAAAUAUUGAACGUUCAAGCUAAAGAUUAUAGCAAGGUACAGUCUGGCCAACGCAUGCUCUGGUCCCCUUCGAUCUUGUUAGCAUAUUACACAGAUACUGAAGAGGCUGUGUGGCGCAAACCCUUAUGAUUAUUACCAAUUACAACCUGCAUUGUUCAGCGUUCGCCAUCUGUUUCUGUCCUUUACAGACAAGUGGUGUUGAGAACCAUUCUGAGUUGUAUGCUGAUUAUCUCAACUUUUAUUACCUACACCUGCUUUACAGUUGGCUUCAGCGAAAAACGACAGGUCCCACCGAGAUUUGAACUCGGAUCGCAGGAUUCAGAGUCCUGAGUGCUAACCAUUACACCAUGGAACCCUGAUGGUGUCACUGUCUGUCCUUUACAAACCAGAUGUGUUCACAACCAAUCAGAGUUAUAUGCUAAACAUCUAAACUUUUAUUACCUACUCCUUGCUUUACACCAAAGUUCUCUCUAGCCAGGCUAAAGCGGAAAAGGUCAGGUCCCACCGAGACUUGAACUCGGAUCGCAGGAUUCAGAGUCCUGAGUGCUAACCAUUACACCAUGGAACCCCCAUGUCAUCUCUCUGAAACAAACGCAGACUUAACAGGAGUAUUUUUAGCUGGCCCGGCUCCUGUUGCUGACCCUCUCUGAGCCCCUCGGCUGCUCUGUAUCCUGUCACCCAUGUCGUCACUGUAGCGCACGAGGGGAGACAGAGAGAGAAAGCCAUGACCCCCUGCUUGCAUAAUCUCACACCAGGUCAGACGUGGUCCUCCCCUCUCUCUAUAACUCACUCACGAGCACGCCAUCUGUGUACUGGGAACUGGCACUCGCUGAUGAGUGUGGGCAGACUUAGUUUGACUAUGGCCCCAACGUAUGAUGCAGUCAUUUAGAAGGACGGAGGUGGCGUGCCAGUAUGUGACGGUUGACAUGCUCAUCCCUGACGAGCCGCACACGUAUGUGGUGUGGGCGAUGGAGACGGAGGCUACAGAUCUACGGUGAUUCCCAUGCCUGCUUCAUCCCAGGCACUCUCUUUCCCUCUCUCUCUCUCCUCUCCCUCCCGCCUCUGUGCAGUAGGAGUUGUGUUACUCAUAGUUCACGGGGUAAUGCUUACUCACAGACGCUUGUAGACCCCCCCUCUCACACACACACACACACACACACGCUCACACACACACACAUACACACAAGCACCCACACGCACGCACACACACACGCAAACACACACACAAACACUUUCCAUCUUAACUCAUGAGUGAGUCGCACACUUUCAUGACGCAUACCACAACCUGAGAUCUGUAUAAUAUUUGUAUUUUUUCUGUAAAUCUCUCGGUCAAGUGCAGUCGCUACGAGGAAAAGGAAGAACUACUAGACUGGCUUCACAAACCGUGCAUGGGCACUGAACGACAUUUACAAUGGAGUCUUAUAGAUCACGCAGACACUGGACACUGCGAACGACAAAGCGAUGAGGGGGACGUUAAGCAGAAAAAGGCUUCAUACCAUUAUGCACACAAUCUCUGCAUGUCCUGAGAUGAAAAUUGGUGUAUUAAUAUUACACAGUAUACACACACCCACACAAACACAUACACACACAAACACACACACACACAAACUGAUGCACACAGACGCACGCAAUAGCUUGAUUAUGUUCUUUGGAUGGAAGAUAGUGAAGCAGACACUGUGGCAAAAAAUAACGCUGAGCUAUGGGCUGAAAAGCUUGAAAACAGUUGUGUUUUGGUUGUGUUUCUCAUGUAUGGGAGUUCUCCUUUAGCACUUGUAACACUCAGCACAACAACUCCCUGGAGAUGAAGCACAGGAAGAAGAAACACACACUGUCAACUUAGUUGGCAUGAUCAUACACUAUUGGACUGACCGCCCAGCUACGUGCUCACUCUUUCUUUGUUUCAUUUACCAGUUAACAUAAUUAACAACAUGAACGCCCUCCCCCCCAACUACUUAACCCAGUGUAGCAAUGCUUGUUUGCACUAAGACCUGAAACCUGAUUGUUCGUAUUCUGUUGGAUUUUUGUAUUUGUAUUCUUGCUAUGUUAUGUUUUGGCAUUCAAGCGCUUGACUUUGUAAUCUAUAUUUUCAAAUAUUUCCCUCCCAAAAGGUUUUGUGAUGCAUUUUCCUGCAAACCUUUCAUUUGCUGCAUUGACCCUGGAGUACAUGACCCUCGGCCCGAAUAAAUCAGUCCCAAGAAAAGUGCAAUAUAUCACGAAAAGAAAUGCUUAAAAAACAUAAAGGUUGAAUUAUUGAGCUUUAUUCCCUUAAAAUAGGGAGCCAUUGAGAAUUUGUUUUCAUUCCCGUUUGAUUACUGUUCACACAGUACUGUAAAGACACACUAUUUCAAGAGUACUAUUUUGCUUCUAUUCCUGUGUUCAUUUUCAUUUAUUCAAAUCCUUUUUUGUAUCUUGAACUAUUACCUUGCGGUUUAAUAAAACAUUGUGAUCCAAA
Molecule: messenger RNA, 6334 nt
Organism: Gadus chalcogrammus (walleye pollock)
Lineage: Eukaryota; Metazoa; Chordata; Actinopteri; Gadiformes; Gadidae
Product: junction-mediating and -regulatory protein-like
Exons: 10
Coding region: 590-3259 (889 amino acids)
Biological process (GO): Arp2/3 complex-mediated actin nucleation; 'de novo' actin filament nucleation; intrinsic apoptotic signaling pathway by p53 class mediator
Cellular component (GO): cytoplasm; nucleus
Molecular function (GO): transcription coactivator activity; actin binding; Arp2/3 complex binding
Source: RefSeq, a predicted model, not a curated record